Molecule: messenger RNA, 378 nt
Organism: Purpureocillium lilacinum
Lineage: Eukaryota; Fungi; Ascomycota; Sordariomycetes; Hypocreales; Ophiocordycipitaceae
Source: RefSeq, a predicted model, not a curated record
AUGUUGCUGUCCACGCAGACCACGCUGCUCCUCCUCCUCGCCGGCCUCUCCUCGGCCGCCGUCCUGCCCCAGGACGCCCCCCGUCGGGACGGCCUCGUCGCCCGAAACACGCCCGCCUCGCCCGCGCCCACACAGACGCAGUCUGCCCAGGGUCAGGGUCAGGGUCAGGGACCGGUCCAGCCCGCCGCCGUCACGCCCUCCGUCUCCCUCCCCGUCGCCUGCGACUACACCUACUGCGACGGCUCGUCCUCGUGGUGCUUCUACUGGGGCGGCGUCACUUCGUACGACCCCAACCACGGGCCCGUCCCCGGGGAGACGAGGACCAACCUCGGCCCAUGCGGCGCCGCCGCCACCACCGCGCCUGCUGCGACCCGUUGA